AUGAAAAUUUCUGGAUUUUAAUUCUUACAUUCUAAAGCAGAAACAGCUAAAGUAAUUGGUGUAGAUUUUACCAUAAUGCCUGAAGAAGAGAUAGAUGCUUGGACAAAUGCUGAAAUAUAUAAAUACGAAUCUUUUUAACGAGAAUAAGAGAGUGGAAUAAAUGAUCCAAGAAUGGGUGUUUAAUUAUUUAAGGAAAAAUGUAAAACCUGUUCGCAAAAUAAUGAAUGUCCAGGCCAUUUUGGUCGUAUAAAAUUAGAAAGAAAAAUAUAUCAUAUAAACUUUAUUACUACAAUUAAAUAAAUAUUACUUUGCAUAUGUCAUAAAUGUGGAACUUUGAGAAAACCAUCAAUAAAGGAAGAUGAGAAUGGAAACCCUAGAAAUGAUGGUGAAGUAUCAAAGAAAGUUAAAUAUUAACAAAUUCUUCAAAUUCCUAAUUCAAAAAAAAGACUUAGCGAACUUUAUAAAAUGUUAGGAAAAGUUAAUUAAUGUUCAUCUAUUGGAUGCUUAGAGAAAUUAUAUACUAAAAUUACUAUUGAAAAGUAUCUAGAAUUAUGGUUAUGGAAAAAAUCUGAUUAAUCUAAAUCAAGUAUAGAAUCUUAAAAGACAUAAUGGUCUGCAGAAGAGACAUACAAUAUACUUAAAAAAAUACCUAAAUAAACAGCUAUAGAUCUUUUACAUAAUAAAGAAAACAAAAAAUUUAAAAGCGAAUAUUUUUUACAUCCAAAAGACUUAAUAUUAAGCCGAAUUUUCGUCCCUCCUCCAUAAGUUCGCCCUUUUAUCGAAUUAUAAAGUACAUUCGUUUGCUAAGAUGAAAUGACUAAAUGUUAUUAGAAAAUAGUAAAAUUAAAUCAAGAAAUUAAAUAAGGAAAUGUUAACGAAAAAGAACAUGUUGAACUCAUAUAAAACAUAGUCGCAAGAAUGAUUGAUAACUAAAAACCGAAACUGCCCAGUUUAAAAAUAAAAACAAAAACUAUCAAAUCUUUUUCUUAAAGACUUUCUGGCAAAGAAGGAAGAUUUCGAUAAAACCUAAUGGGAAAAAGAGUAGAUUUUUCAGCGAGAACAGUUAUUUCUCCUGAUGCAAAUUUAGCUUUGGAUGAGUUAGGAGUUCCUCGUAGUAUAGCAGAUACUCUUACAGUUCCAGAAAUAGUAAACUAACAGAAUAUAAACAUGAUAAAACAACUAUGGAAUGACGGAAAGAUAAAAUAUGUAAUGAAGCCAAAUAAAAUAAAAUAAAUAUAUGAAGGAUUUGAUGCUAUAAUAUCAAAUUCAGCCCGAAACAUAAUUGAGGAACACAUAAAUGAUGGUGUAAUAAUUGAAAGGACCCUCUAAGACGGCGAUUUUGUCCUUUUUAAUCGAUAACCUACCCUUCAUAAAAUGUCUAUGAUGGGCCACAAAGUAAAGAUAUUACCAUGGAGUACUUUCAGAUUGAAUUUAUCUGUUUGCACGCCUUAUAAUGCUGAUUUUGAUGGAGAUGAAAUGAAUUUGCAUGUUCCUUAAAGCUAUGAGACUAGGGCUGAAAUAAAGCAUGUUUGUCACGUCCCUAGACAGAUAAUUACUCCUAAGUCUAAUAAGCCAGUAAUGGGACUUGUAUAAGAUUCCCUUUUGGGAAUUUCUUUGUUUACUUUAAGAGAUUGUUUUGUUAAAAGGAAAAAUUUGUUUAACUUAAUUAUGUGGAUAGAUAACUGGGAAGGAGAAAUCCCGAUGCCAGCUAUUUUAAAGCCAGAAAAAUUGUGGUCGGGAAAAUAAGUUAUUUCUAUGCUUAUUCCUAAUAGAAUUUCUAUGAUGAAAAUAGGAGGAAAAAAUAGUGAUGAUGAAAGAUGGUUUUCUAUUAAAGAUGAUUCUAUUUAUAUCUAUAAAGGAGAAUUGUUAUAAGGAUAUAUGACAAAAGCUAUUGUAGGAGAUUCACCCGGAGGAUUAGUUCAUUUAAUUUGGUUAGAUAUAGGCACUUAAGCUACAUGUGAUUUCAUUACACGUUCUUAGAGGAUUAUCAAUAACUGGCUAAUAAUGUAAGGGCAUACAAUAAGCUGCUAAGAUAUAGUUCCUAGUGAAAUUUGCCAAAAAGAAAUGGAAAAAAUAAAAGGUCAAGCUUUUAUAGCGUUUGAAAAUGCUUUAAAUGAUUUUUAAGAUGCAAAAAAAAUCGAAGAUAUGGGUUUACAUAAAAGCGGGAAAAGAAUAUUUGAUUCAUUUGAGGUAUAUAUAAAUUCCAUUUUAAAUAAACUAAGAGGUAUAGCUGAAAAAAAAUGCAGAGAAACAACCAAUUUCAGACUUAAUUAAUUUAAUAAAAUGGUUUGGGCAGGUUCGAAAGGAAAACCAACUAAUUUGGCAUAAGUAAUGGGCUUUGUAGGUUAGUAAAAUAUCGAAGGGGCGAGAAUUGGGAACGGGUUUAUUAGAAGAACACUACCUCACUUUACUAAAGAUGACAAUGGAAUACUUGCAAGAGGAUUUAUUACUUCUAAUUUUUUUUAAGGUUUGAGGCCUUUUGAAUUUUUCUUUCAUAUGAUGGGAGGAAGAGAAGGGUUAUCCGAUACAGCAGUUAAAACCUCAAGAACAGGAUAUAUUUAAAGGAAAUUAAUUAAAGCAUUAGAAGAUGUUAUUGUCAAAUAUGAUGGUACUGUAAGGGAUAGUAAUGGUACUAUUAUUUAAACUUCUUAUGGAGAAGAUGGUCUGGCAGGAGAAUUUAUAGAAAGUCAAAGAAUCACAGAAGUGGAAUUAUCUAAUGAAGUUUUUGAAAAAGAAUUUAGGUUUUUAAAAGAUUUAGAUAACUAAAAAAUAGUCGUUAGGCAUAAAAUUUCGCCUGAAAAAUUCGAAUAAAUUCUCCAAGAAGUUGAAUUUAAAUAUAAGCAAGCUAUUUCUCAUCCAGGGGAAGCAAUAGGAGCGAUUGCAGCUCAAUCUAUAGGAGAACCAACAACAUAAAUGACCCUAAACACAUUCCAUUUUGCAGGAGUUUCAGAUAGAAAUGUUACUUUAGGAGUUCCAAGAUUAUAAGAAAUUCUUGACGCGAGCAAAAAAAUGAAGACCCCUGAAUGCCGUAUUUAUUUUGAGGAAAAUUUACAAAGUAUAGAGGCUAAAUAAAUAAUGAGAUAACAAAUAGAAUACCAAGAAGUCCAAAAAUACAUCCUUUAAACCACCAUAUUAUACUACAAAUAAGACGAAGAUAAUAUAUUUGAUGAAGAUGAAGAAGAAGAGGAAGAAGAUGAUGAAAAUUAAAUAAAUCAAAAAGAAUAUAAAAAAUUAGAGUCUUGGAAGUUAAUUUUUAAAUUAGAUAAGAGAAAUCCUUAUAUUUCCUUGCUAGAAGUGGAAAAAAGUUUAACAAAUCUAUAUAUUUCUGGUAUUAAGAAAAUUGACAAAGUUUAUCCUACAGAAAAAGAAAAUUAACAUAAUUUUGAUUCUAAAAAUGGAAAAUAAAUAAAAGAUAAAGAAAUUAUAUUCAUCACUAGUGGUUCUAAUUUAAAAUAAAUUCUUAAAAUUCCUGGAAUCAAUCCUUUCUUAACUUACACUAAUAACCUUUAAGAAAUUUCAGAAUCUUUAGGUAUAGAAGCAGCCAGAAGAUCAAUCAUAAACGAACUUAGAGAAGUCAUUGAGCCUUACGAUUUAUAUAUAAACUACAGACAUUUGUCUAUUUUGGCAGAUUGGAUGACUUUAAGAGGGAGGAUAACUCCAAUAAAUAGAAUGGGUAUAAAUAAAAUAGUAAAUCUAUCAUGUCUAAGGAAAGCUUCUUUUGAAGAAACUGUAGAUAUAUUGAAUAACGCGGCAAUUUUUUGCCAAAAAGAUAAACUCGCAGGAAUUACAGAAAAUAUUAUUUUUGGAUAAUAUUGCGAUCUAGGAACUGGGUGUUUUGAUUUGUUAAUAGAUUAACAAAAAGUAGUCGAUUUUAAAACCAAAAGAGAUAUUAAUUAUUUCCCCUUUUAUGAAGAUGAGAAUCAUUCUCCUAAUGCUAAAACGCCAAUUUAGUAUUUAAACACGCCAGUUUAUCCUUUUACACCUGGAAAUGCUGUUCUUACUCCAGGUUAUGCUUUUAGUGUACAUUAAAAUAUGGGUUCUUUUACACCUUCGUCCCCUCAUUAAAACAUUGGAUAUUCACCAUUUAUAAAUUCAAAUACUCCUAUGUAUCCAAAUGCAAUAAAAUCUAACAAUUAACCCCUUUAUGCAAAUUCUAGUUUUUAUAGUACUGAAGAAAAAAAUUUAUCUCCUAUUAUUUCUCCAAAUUAUAGUAAAUCUAUUAUAAGCCCAAACAAUUCUUUUGCUUUAAAUUCUUCCAGAAGUAUUGGAUAUAGUCCUUAUGAACUUUAAGAUGGUUAUAAAAGAACUCCUUCAAUAUUCAAUUCACCAACAUAUUAAUCCUAACAAGAUAUAAGUUAUCUAUAAAAAAUAUCUCCAUAAUAUGAUAUUAACUUCUAACUUAAAACAAAUACUUACAUAAAGUAAGAAAUAACCUAAAUCUAAGAAGAAGAUGAUGAUAGUGAAUUUGAAAGCGAUAGUGACGAAAAUUGA
Molecule: messenger RNA, 4491 nt
Organism: Ichthyophthirius multifiliis
Lineage: Eukaryota; Ciliophora; Oligohymenophorea; Hymenostomatida
Product: RNA polymerase domain 2 family protein
Exons: 13
Biological process (GO): DNA-templated transcription
Cellular component (GO): RNA polymerase II, core complex
Molecular function (GO): DNA binding
Source: RefSeq, a predicted model, not a curated record